AUGAAUAAAUAACAUAUUCCAGCUAAAGCAUAAGAAAAAAUAUUUGCUUUGAUCCUGAAACGACCAGAGAAUUUAGUGUGCGCUGAUUGUGCCACAAAAGGUCCUAGAUGGGUUAGUUUGGAUUAUGGUGUAUUUAUUUGUAUGGAUUGUGCAGGUAGAUUAGUUAUUGUUAUUUUGAUAGGCGCUCACAGAACUUUGGGUCCCAGUGUUACACGAGUAAGAUCGACAAAUAUAGAUGGAUGGUAUUAAGAAAAUAUUGAUAUUAUGGAAUCUAUUGGGAAUGCAACAGCAAACUCCUAUUGGGAAAAUACAAUGCCUAAGGAUUAUGUGUAAUAUUAAUUGUAAUUUAGCAAACCAACAAUUAAUACAGGGUUGGAUUCUUUAAUUCGAUUUGUCUAAGAGAAAUAUGUCAAAAAGAGAUUUAUACCUUAGUAAUAAUGUCUUGAUCCAAAAUAAUAAUAUAUGCUAACUAAAACGUAUUCAAAAUUUAGUAACCAUUUAGUUCUGUUAAACCUUUCUACUUUAGAGCAGAAACUAAAUAAGAAGAACCAAAAGUGAAAUUAGGUGAUUUGAUUGAUUUAAACGAGUAAUUCGACAAUUUUGGUUCUAAAGACAUUAAAAUGGAAAUAGUCCAUGGAAAUAACACUUAGUAUGGAACUACUCAUUCUUUAUCACCAGAAAAAGAUAAUACAGAUUUUAAUCAGACCAAAUAACAAGCUAAUCAUGUAAUGCACUCAUUGCCAUCUCUAGAUAUACUGAAUCUCUAUAAGCCAGAUUAAUAAUAGAAAUAAUAAAUGCAAUCAUAACAAACCAUUCCUUAAAAGAAUGCUAAUUAUGCUUACUUACAAAAUUUAGGAUAGCAAUAAUAAUAAUACAAUUAUCAGCAAUACUAAAAUAACAAUCCUUAUUUCAAUUAACAGUAGUAAUAAUAAUAAUAAUUUUAACAAAAUCUAUUUCAAUAGUAAUAAACGAAUCACAUGUAAUAAUAAUCAUAUAAAUAAAAUGGACCCAUCAACAUUAUGGAAUUGUAUUAAAGAUGAAAUUAUAUAAA
Paramecium octaurelia is the source of this 1051-nucleotide messenger RNA. The record is from the annotation of a GenBank genome assembly. Lineage: Eukaryota; Ciliophora; Oligohymenophorea; Peniculida; Parameciidae.